AUGGAACCUGAUGACUUUGAUUCUGAAGACAAAGACAUGUCAAACUGGGACAUUAAUGAUAUGAAAUUGCCACAGAAUGUGAACAAGACCGACGUGUUCCAGGAGUGGCCUGAUUCCUAUGCCAAGCACGUGUAUAGCUCAGAGGACAAGAACGCGCAGCGCCACCUGAGCAGCUGGGCCAUGCGCAACACCAACAAUCACAACUCCCGCAUCCUCAAGAAAUCCUGCUUGGGCGUGGUGGUGUGCGGCCUCGACUGCUCCAUGCAGGAGGGACGCAAGAUCUACCUGAGGCCUGCCAUCUGUGACAAAGCCCGGCAGAAGCAGCAGCGGAAACGCUGUCCCAACUGUGACGGACCUCUGAAGCUAAUUCCUUGCCGAGGCCAUGGGGGUUUCCCAGUCACCAACUUUUGGAGACAUGAUGGACACUUUAUAUUUUUCCAGUCAAAGGGAGAACACGAUCACCCCAAACCAGAAACCAAGCUGGAAUCCGAGGCAAGAAGAGCCAUGAAGAAAGCACACGCAGCAUCUUCCUCUGUCACCCCAAACCUGAAAGAGAGCCCGAAGAAAAAGUCUCUUCCAGGUGAGACACAAAGCCAGAGCAGUUUACCUUUAACUUGGUCUUUCCAGGAAGGCUGCCAAUUGCCUGGUAGUUAUAGUGGACAUUUAAUAGCUAACGCUCCCCAGCAGAAGUCGCUGAAUGAUUGCUUAUCCUUCUCCAAGAGUUAUGGCUCGGGGGGAACCACCGACAUGGCUGACCACACUUCCAGGCUGGACCCCACUAAGCUCUAUGAGAAAUGCAAAUUGCCUGAUGGUAGGGCCUACAGCGGAGACCUGCUUCAGCCCUCUGCCUCCAGAGCCUACUCGGAUUACAACGAUCUGCAGACAUGGAGUAAAAAUGAGGCUUUGGGGAAAAAUUCUCUUAAUGAAAACUGCUAUUCCAAUUAUACUUUUCCUCUGACCGGCUGGCCUUGCAACUUCACUCCUUCCCAGAACUCUUCAGAACCGUUUUUCCAGCAGAUUCCAUUGGAACCACCUGCAGCCAAAACUGGCUGUCACCCACUAUGGCCGAAUCCAGGGGGUAAUUUUUAUGAUGAGAAGGUGCACAUGGAUUUUAACAGCUACAUCCAGUCCCCUCCAUACCACGCCCCUCAGGAAGACCCCUUUCUCCUCACCUGCACCUCUCAAACCCACCAGCAGUAUUCACUGCCGAGCAAGGGCGGCAAGUGGGAUUUUGAAGAAGACGUGUCGUGCAUGGGUCUGGAUCACUGCAACAACGAGAUGCUCCUCAAUCUCUGUCCCUUAAGAUGA
Otolemur garnettii (small-eared galago) is the source of this 1308-nucleotide messenger RNA. RefSeq names its product glial cells missing homolog 1 (gene GCM1). Gene Ontology annotation, cellular component: nucleus. Gene Ontology annotation, biological process: regulation of transcription by RNA polymerase II; cell differentiation involved in embryonic placenta development; gliogenesis. Gene Ontology annotation, molecular function: DNA-binding transcription activator activity, RNA polymerase II-specific; RNA polymerase II cis-regulatory region sequence-specific DNA binding. Lineage: Eukaryota; Metazoa; Chordata; Mammalia; Primates; Galagidae. The transcript is spliced from 5 exons. The record is from RefSeq and is a predicted model, not a curated record. The coding region runs from base 1 to 1308 and encodes 435 amino acids.